AAACCUCCACUAGCUACAAACCACACUUCCUCCUCGGAGACACACACAGCCAGACCACGAAGGAACAAGACGGGAAAGAGAGACAGAGAAAGAGAGACAGAGAGGGAGCUGAAAAAGAGAGGAAUACGCUGUGGUGACGGAGAGGAGAGGACGGAGAGACAGACGGAUGAAGGGGGAGAAGGAGGAGAGUGGAGUGGAGGAUAUUAUCUUCUUCCUCUUGUAUGCCUGAGGAGCGGUCAUUACCAGCAUCCAGCUGGUGCCUCCAGCCAAGGACAAAUAGACAGACCAGACAGACCCGGGCCUAUGAAUCAUCUUCAUCUGUGUGUGUUUGCUCACAGAUGCUUGGACGGACAGAACAUACAGUCCUAAAUACGUAAACUCUCUCUCUUACACACACACACACUAACACACACACAUACAAACACAGAGAUUCAUUACGAGCAUGAAUGAAACAACUCUGUCCUUCAUCAAGGUUAAACAGCACAUCCAUACACUAGUUCACACUGACAGAUAGCUACAGCUAGUCAUCGUCCACCCACCCUACCACAUCUACCUGUCACACACACACACACACACACACACCUACCCAGAGUAUCCAGCAUGGACUCAUUGGUGAAGAAGAAGCUGGCUGCCCCUGUGAAGAAGCUCACCUCUUGUGUGACAGGGGGCAAAAACUGCCACCUGUGGAGCAAGUACCGAGGCAAGAGGGGCAAAGCAGGGAGGUCCAGGGGCGCCGCUGGACAGCGCUCCAGCUACCUCCAGAACCCCUGCGUCACGCACUCCUAUCAGGCCGACCUGGAGAAGGCCAGGAAGCAGCGAGAAGCUAUGAAUGCUCAGAAGAAUGCUGAGAGAGCAGCCAUGAGAGCUCACUUCAGGAGGAAGUACCAGCUCCCUAAGAAUCGCAAGGAUCCCAGCCGCCUGAGAAAGGUAGGAGGUAAGGUGGCUCUCCCCCGUGAGCUGGCGGCCAUGAUUCAGCCCGACGCACCCUCCAAAGAGGACACCUACAGCCUGCUCAGCGUGUUCCAAGGCCUUAGCGUUAACAUGGGAUUUCUCACUGGAGAGAAGCACACCAAGACCCCCACCCAUGUCAGUAAGGACUGCAAGGUCAUGGAGGGGGAGGAAGGGCAGGACCAGCCCUCAGGGGCAAAAAACUCAACUCAGGGGAUGGAGAGCCAGACUGACAGUGUGAGAGAGACGACAGACAGCAGGGAAGCCAUGCUGUGCUCUGUGCUGCGUCUGCCGGCGCCACCUCCAGCCUCCAGGGCCAUGUGUGUGUCCGUGACCACCCCGCGCGUUGAGCAGACGGUCAGACAGACGCAGAGAGAGCUCGUGGACAAGAGGGGAGCGGGCCAUGGAGGGCGGGUGCGGCCAUUUAAGGAGAUACCGCACACAGGGAGCAACGGGUGGGUGAACCUGCUGCGCUUCUGGAGGGCCGGGAAGUUCAGUCAGCUGCACAAACACAUGGAGGAAUCAUUCAAUACACUGGGGCCCAUCUACAGGGAGCACAUGGGCUCUGUCAGCACGGUGAACAUCCUGCUGCCGGUGGACAUCGGGGAGCUGUUCCGGCUUCCUCCCCGCCGAUGGGCUUCCUGGACCACACACCGACGCACUGACGCAUGGAUGUGUGUGUGUGUGUGUGUGAACGGCAAUGAGUGGCGGUCAGACCGGCUGCUACUGAACCGUGAGGUGAUGAUGAGUGGCGCGGUGCGGCGCUUCCUGCCCCAGCUGGACGAGGUGGCUCAGGACUUCUGCCGUCUGCUGCGCUCCAGGGUAGAGGCCCGUGGGGUCGCCCUGGAUGCUGAGCACCACAGGCUGAGCCUUGACCCCAGUGCUGACCUCUUCCGCUUCGCUCUGGAAGCCAGCUGUCAUGUCCUAUAUGGCGAGCGGCUUGGCCUCUUCUCCUCUACGCCAUCUCAGGAGGCGGAGCACUUCAUCUUGUCCGUGGAGAGGAUGCUGGCCACCACCACUCCGCUCCUCUACCUGCCUCCACGCCUGCUGCAUCACCUACGCGCCCCCUUGUGGAUUCAGCAUGCCACUGCAUGGGACAACAUCUUCAGCCAUGCUCAAUCUCGUAUCAAGAAGGGGUAUGAGCGUGUGUUGUUGGAGCAGCGGGGGAUGUGUAAAAGGGCUGAAGUGGGCCAGGGGCAGCUCGGCGGGGUGCUGGGGCAACUCUUGGAGAAGGGGCAGCUAUCUCUGGAGCUCAUUCAAGCCAACAUCACAGAGCUGAUGGCUGGGGGUGUCGAUACGACAGCUGUCCCUCUGCAGUUUGCCCUUUUUGAGCUUGCCAGAAAUCCCGAGUUGCAGGAAAGAGUGCGAGACCAGGUGCGGUCGUCAUGGAAACACGCAGCUGGGGACAUCCACAAAGCCCUGCAGGGGGCGCCACUGCUGAAGGGGACAAUGAGGGAGACGCUCAGAUUAUACCCGGUGGGGAUCACAGUACAGAGGCACCCCAUCCGCGACAUCGUGCUCCAGAACUUCCACAUACCCGCUGAGACUCUGGUGCAGGUGUGUCUGUACCCUUUAGGUCGCAGUUCUGAUGUGUUCUCUGAUCCGACUCGCUUUGAGCCGGAGCGCUGGGGGAACUCAGAGGCCGGGGAAGGCCAGGAGAAGACCGGGUUCCGCUCGCUGGCGUUCGGGUUCGGGGCGCGCCAGUGUGUGGGCCGCAGGAUUGCCGAGAAUGAAAUCCAGCUGCUUCUGGCACAUAUCCUGCUGAACUUCCACCUGAGUGUGUCAUCCACAGAUGAUUUGAGCACGAAAUACACACUAAUCCUACUGCCUGAGAAAUCGCCCAGCAUCACCUUCAGUACUCUCUAAGGAUACACACGUGUCACACACACACACACACACACACACACACACACACACACACACACACAAGCACGCACGCACAACUGAAGAGAACACCCAACUUCAUCUGAGAGGUCACCCAACCACACUAGUGUUUUGCUUUUGUCUUGGUCAGUAAUGCGUCUUAGCCUUCAAAACAGAUGUUGUAUGUUACCAUACAAUCUAGCCACCAAACCCACACAGAUAUAUCAGUCAAGCACUAAAAUUUCAGUCAGUUUACUGUUACUGUUAGUUUCACAUGAGCAUGUUUUAUUAAUUGCUAUUGUACUUAAUCAAUGUCAAUCAAGAAAUAAGACCUUUGAUUUUGAGUCAAGAGGCUAUAAAAUCCACAUAAUAGUUAAUCAACGAAAGCCUCCUUAAAAGCGAUGUGUCAAUGACUUUGACUACUGCAGGGGUUCAUAAUCACACGGGCCUUCUGCAGGGGUUCAUAAUCACAUAGGCCUAGUACAGUAACUUUGUCUAAUAUAAACGCUGCUCCGGUGCAUGGCCUAUGUCCACACACAGUUACACGGAUACUGGAUGACAAUAACUCAUGAAAUAGACGGGCCCAUUAAUGAUGAAUGAACUGGUCUUAAUGCUCUUAAUAAAUUCUGUUGUAUCUCCCCUUUCAAUAUUGUGAAUAAUAAAUGUAUAGCCUACAUCUUUUGCCAAUGA
Alosa alosa (allis shad) is the source of this 3501-nucleotide messenger RNA. Its product is annotated as cytochrome P450 11B, mitochondrial. Gene Ontology annotation, cellular component: mitochondrial inner membrane. Gene Ontology annotation, molecular function: syntaxin binding; iron ion binding; heme binding. Lineage: Eukaryota; Metazoa; Chordata; Actinopteri; Clupeiformes; Clupeidae. Gene Ontology annotation, biological process: cholesterol metabolic process; cortisol metabolic process; C21-steroid hormone biosynthetic process. The record is from RefSeq and is a predicted model, not a curated record.